AUGAAAUCCUUCACCAUUUCCAGCGGUCUUUUUGCUGUUGUUUUCAGCGGGCUGCUUCAGAAUGCCGUCACGGCGCCUGUUGGGUCUGCGGGAGCGGAGCUUGAGUCAACUCCAGAGUAUAAGUUAACUUUGGAAGAGAUGAAGGAGUUUCUCAAGACUUUGAAUCCUUUACAUGGUGUCAUCGUGCAACCCCCCAAAACAGCCGAGACUGGCCCAACCAACAAGACAAGGUCUAUUGUAGACGAUACCCGUUUCCCGCUGAACCCGCAUGAAGACAAAGAGGCAACUGCAAGAGAAAAGAAUGAGCAAGAAGUAGCCACUGCCUUGGCCGCUAUUGGGGUGGUCGCGGUUCGUCCUGACGAGGGCAAAGAUAAGCCCCUGAACGAGACUGCUUUGUUGGAUGGAAAUGAUAUUGCAGCGGCGAAGGCGCAUGGUAUGCAACCUGUUGGGACGAUGGUGAACGGAGAGCGUGUUCGUAGUUGGUAA
[Torrubiella] hemipterigena is the source of this 486-nucleotide messenger RNA. Lineage: Eukaryota; Fungi; Ascomycota; Sordariomycetes; Hypocreales; Clavicipitaceae. The record is from the annotation of a GenBank genome assembly.